GAUGUCUCAUGGUAUUAGUUUUGAAAGGUUGCCAAAUUUAGAAAGAUAUUGUAUUGGCAUCGGUGCGAAUGGCGUUUGAGUCGAGGCAAUAACGGCCAUCACCGAGGCAGACCGACGAACGCUAAUAACCGAAACGUACGAAAACUAGAUGUAUACCACGUCGCCCCGUUUCAGCUCUACGAUCGGCGGUAGGUUUACUAAUUUCGCCAUAGAUGCGUGACCAGAGUUAGUACCAUGGGCAACUGCUUGAAACGAACUACCACCGACGACAUUUCCCUCUUGAGGGGCAAUGACAGCGUUCGCGAAACCACCUCAGAUCAACUUGGAUCAUCACCAUACCAGGAAACCUUACCAAUCCAAGCAACUUCUCCAAUCUACCACCCGUCCCCAAGUGUGACGAGGUCCGUGGCGCAAUUAACGGAAGAGGAGCAGGUGAAAAUAGCGAAACGUAUCGGAUUAAUCCAGCAUUUGCCGACAGGAAGUUACGAUGGGUGCAAAAAGGCGAGGGAAUGUGUAAUAUGUAUGGUAGAAUUUUUGGUUGGAGACGCGGUGCGUUAUUUACCAUGUAUGCAUACCUACCAUAUGAAGUGCAUCGAUGAUUGGUUGAUGAGAAGCUUGACCUGUCCCAGCUGCAUGGAACCGGUGGAUGCGGCACUGCUCACAAGCUACGAGACCAAUUGACGGCUAGUGCCUUGCAACUGAUAGUGAAACUCUGUGAUCUGAACUGUUUAAAUCUUGCGAUUGAAAUCUUUUUUUUACACUUUAUUUUGUUUGUUGGCGUUUGUUUGUUUGUCCUAUCAUCGGCUAUUUCUCUACGAGUUGAAGUUCGUUAAAGGGGGCGUGAAUGAUGUGCGGCUGUGAAACCGUAUUGUAUGUUUUCAGUUAUAGAAAGAAAAACCUAAUCGAUUUAUUAAUUCUUUUUGUUUUGACUGACACGCCUGUUCGUUAGUCUGUAGGGGCAAAAAAUAUAUAGGGUUUCAGAAUAUAUGCUAUAAGUUAUGCGUCAAUUUACCGUUUAAUUUAAUUUGUUAUUUUGUUAACAUUCCUGUUAAUUGGUUUUUCAAACACAAAUACUGUGUUUAUGUCAACAAUUCUAUUCCGAUAUAUUUCGGUUUAGAAUGGUUCAAAUAAACAUAGUAAUAAAACGUCAUCUUUAAGAUCUCUUCUUUUAAUUUACUUAUGGCGCACCUUGUGGGGGGGGGUGACUUUUUAGAAAUGCGUCCAUAUUAUAGUUAAAACAAAAAUGGUUCUCAAUUUUCGUUCCGCACCGUUUUGCUAAUUGUCGUCAUAACUUAGGUAUACAGAGUGUCUCAGCGAGACCCUUCAUUACACGUUUAUGGGAUUCUGGCCAAAACAAAAAUCUGUGUUUUGGUGCCGAGAAUGGGUCGAAAUUUGGAUCUAGCAUAACUUCACAUUUUUAAAUGGCACCCCCAUAUUUUAUUACUUAGUCGUCUUCAUCGUUUUCAUAUUUUGAAUCCUAAAUUAAUAUCCCAAAAAUCGAGUGUUUUUUGAUGUUUUGAGCAAAAAAUAUAAACGUUUAAUGAACGGUCUCGCUGAGACAUCCUGUAUGUAUAUAUAAGGAUAUAUACGUAUAUAUUAGGUACAGGUACGUCCAAUCCAGGUAAAUUUUAUUUCCACCUUUUAUACGUAAAAAAAAUGAUAAAUCAACUUUUUGGCAGAAGCGAACUUAAAUUUUUUAUCUCGAUUUGAGGAAAUGUGGGUGGAUAAUUCGAUUGUAACAUUUUUACCAACACUGCAUUCGUUAUCUUUUCGGUAUGAUACAGCAAUUAAUAAGAGAAAUUUAUGCGCUGCAGAAAACGAGUACUUUUGGCCUUUCAGAUAAAUUCUUGUUUAUGAUUUUAGUUAUUUUAAAUCGCAUACUUUGUUUUAUCUACGCCGAGAUUACUCUCAAAUUAAUAUUUAAUUAUUUUUUUAAAACUGAAUUAAACCGGAACGUUCUAAAAUCUGUGAUCGUUUUGAAUUUUUCAUUCACAUUUCCGACAAUGACGCUUUUUUACGAAAAUUAAAAUAAAACUUGCCAUAAGUAUAUUCGGUGUAUAUAAACGACAGCUACUUAUCUUCAUAUAUAUGUGUAUAUUUUAAUAGUCAUUUUAUUAUUAUUUUUUAGUUACAGUGAGCCUGCAAGCUGUGCUGUUUUAUUUUCUACGGCAAGGAUUAUUAUUGUAUAUUGUGUAUAGUAACUUCGUCACUUAUAAAUGUAUAUGCUAA
Onthophagus taurus is the source of this 2229-nucleotide messenger RNA. RefSeq names its product Ring finger protein 11 (gene Rnf11). Gene Ontology annotation, cellular component: ubiquitin ligase complex. Gene Ontology annotation, biological process: ubiquitin-dependent protein catabolic process. Gene Ontology annotation, molecular function: ubiquitin protein ligase activity. The record is from RefSeq and is a predicted model, not a curated record. Lineage: Eukaryota; Metazoa; Arthropoda; Insecta; Coleoptera; Scarabaeidae.